Salvia splendens (bonfire salvia) is the source of this 1906-nucleotide messenger RNA. Its product is annotated as serine/threonine-protein kinase PCRK1-like. The transcript has 4 exons. Gene Ontology annotation, molecular function: protein kinase activity; ATP binding. Bases 234 to 1538 code for a protein of 434 amino acids. Gene Ontology annotation, biological process: protein phosphorylation. Lineage: Eukaryota; Viridiplantae; Streptophyta; Magnoliopsida; Lamiales; Lamiaceae. The record is from RefSeq and is a predicted model, not a curated record.
UAUGCAGCACACUUCUCGUGACGACUGUGGAUUCCUACUUUUAACUGCAAUUUCGUCGAUCCAAUUAAAAAAUGCUCUAUCCAUAACAGUCAAAUCUUGCUAUCUCCAUCAAAUUUUGAAUCUUCAAUUCAACAAGAGCGGCAAACAACCCCCAACCAUUCCAAUUUUCCAAUUUCCACCCCUUUUUUUCUAAUCAGAAUCAGACAAUCAACGACGACGACGACUGAACUAGAAUGAAAUGCUUCCACUUCACCACCGGCGGAGGGGACGACGACGAGCAGGUCUCGCGCAAGGUCUCGUGGGCGCGCUCCCUCAGCGUGGCGUCCACCAACCUCGACUCCAGGCGCUCCGAGUUCGACACCGAGUCGCGCCGCGACUGGGCCGACUCGUCCGACCUGUUCCAGGAUUUCUUAACUCAGGGCCGCGCUAAUCAUCUGCGGGUAUUCUCCUUCGCCGACCUCAAAUCGGCUACCCGCGGCUUCAGCCGCUCUCUCGUCAUCGGCGAGGGCGGCUUCGGCAGCGUCUACCGGGGCCGCCUCAGACUCGCCGAUUCCGACCCGGAGAUGGAUGUUGCCAUCAAGCAAUUGAAUCGAAAUGGAUUCCAGGGGCACAAGGAAUGGAUAAAUGAGGUGAAUUUUCUAGGUGUAGUCAAUCACCAAAAUCUUGUAAAAUUGGUUGGGUAUUGUGCUGCUGAUGAUGAAAGGGGGAUUCAGAGGCUGUUGGUCUAUCAACUUAUGUGUAACAAAAGCUUGGAGGACCAUCUCUUGAACCGCUUAGCGUCUCCUCUCUCGUGGCUAACGAGGUUGAAGAUUGCUCAAGAUGCAGCCCGUGGCUUGGCAUACCUUCAUGAAGAAAUGGAAUUUCAGUUAAUAUUUAGAGACUUCAAGAGUUCAAAUAUCCUCUUAGAUGAAGACUUCAACGCGAAAUUGUCAGACUUUGGACUGGCGAGGCAGGGUCCAGCUGCUGGAUCAGGUCAUGUUUCCACAUCAGUUGUUGGCACAGUUGGUUAUGCAGCACCAGAGUAUGUGCACACAGGCAGGCUAACUGCCAAGAGUGAUGUAUGGAGCUUUGGUGUAGUGCUCUACGAGCUCAUCACAGGAAGACGGGUGCUGGAAAGAAAUCUGCCACGAGGCGAGCAGAAGCUCUUGGAAUGGGUAAGACCCUAUGUUUCCGAUCCCAAAAAAUUCCAUCUGAUCCUCGACCAGAGACUUGAGGGGCAGAACUGCAUGAAGUCAGCCCAGAAACUUGCGUCUCUUGCCAACAAAUGCCUCAUGAAGAAUCCCAGGUCGCGCCCAAAAAUGAGUGAGGUGAUUGAGAUGCUUGGAAGCAUCAUUGCUAAAGCACCGCCACCUCUGGAUGGAUGUGUGCCUGAAUCUGACAAUCAGAAUGAAAAUGUGCAUGAAGAAGCUAGUGGAUCAGAAGGAGGCAAAACGACAAACAGCAGCAGCCGUAAAAAGGGUUUUGACUUCAGAGUAAUAGUCUCGAGGAACAGAUCAAUCGGGAAGUUGGAUUGGAGAAACUGGACCCAAGUCUGGUGAGGACAUGAUGUGAUGAUCUUGCCACUAAUGGGAUCGGACCAUUCUUACUGGUGAAUACGAGUAUUGAGCAAUUUGAUGUUCAUCAUCAAGCAAUAUAGUUUUUAUAUCCUCUCUUUUUUUUGGCCACUCAAAUUGUAGUUUAUAGUUUUUGAGGUGUGCUAAGAGUGUUGACCUCUGUUUUUGAAAGAAAAGAUGGGAGAGAAGCAUUAUGUUAGUAUUACCGUUUUUGCUUGAAAACAGAGAUGCCAAAGAGUGAGUAAGAUGCAACUGUGCUAUGCAUCUUACUCUUUACUCUUGUGUAUGUAAAAUAAGAUUGGACACAUUUUUUGGUUGUUUUUACUAUUACAGAGUUCUUGAUUGUGAAAUAA